UUUACGUUCUAGUGGGGAAGAUAGACAAAUGAAAAGCAAAUAAAUAUUUUUGGAGAGUGAAAACUGCUAAGAACAAAGGAUCAGGAAGCUAGUGAGUGAAGGUGAUAAGAUGUGCUAUUUAGAUAGAAUUAAGUCAGGCCUCUAGAGGAGAUAGCAUUUGAAAAUAACUGAGUGAUGCAAGCAGUGUGAAGAUGUGGAGAAGAGCACUGCAGGCAGAGGGAACAGAAAGUAGUCAAGAAAGCAGGCCUUGAGUAAACAAUGAGUGAGGAGGAGGCUGCCAGUAGGUUCUACCGAUUAGAUUAUAUAGUGCCUUAGAGGCCAAGGUAAGGGAUUUGGGCUAUUACUAGUGUGCUAGGAAAUCACUGGAGGGUGUUCAGCAGAGGAGAGAUGUAAUAUAAUUUAGGUUUAAAAAACAUCACUGUAGUUGCUGUGUGGAGAAUAGACUCUCGGGGCAAGACUGGAAGCACGGAGACUGAUUGGAAGCUACUGCAAUGGUGAGGCAUGUCUUGAGGGUAUAGAUGGUAGUGUUUGCUGAUGAACUGAAUAUUGGAAGUAAGAACAAGAAGAAAGAAGGAUAAUGCUCAGGUUUUUGGCCUGAGCAUGUAGGUUUGCAAGUCUGGACUGGGCAGUGACCUCUGGGCUCGCCACUCCAGCCUGGUGUAUAUCCUCUGGCUCCAUGGCCAACUUCUGGCUCCUACAGACCGGAUGAAGCAGACUAGAGACACAAGUGGAGAAAGCCUCCAGCUGGCAAUUUCUCAGAGUGUAGUCCUCUGGCUGCUGGCCGGGCCCAGCCUGCCUCAUGGAGAGGAUGAACUGGCUAAGCAGACUGGCCUCCCGAGGUCCUGGGCACCGUGUACCUCAAGGGGCUAGUCUGCAGACCCCUGUCAUGGCUGAUCCUGAGACCUGCCUCAUGGUCUUCAAGAAUCACUGGUCGCAGGUGGUGCGAAUCCUGGAGCGGCAAGGCCCUCGGGCAGCUCCUGGGGGUGCAGAUGAUCUCAGUGCUGUGUGCAACCACACUUAUCAGAUGCUGACACUUCUGGCAGAGGAUCGUGCAGUCCCCUCAGCCCCCACAGCCCCUGGGCCCCUGCUGGAGUUUGCACUGCGCGAGGAUCUGCUAACCCGUUUGUUGGCAUGGCAGCUUCAGUGGGAUGACUUUGGGGAUGGGGUUGAGGAACGGCGGGCUGAGCAACUGAAACUAUUUGAGAUGCUAGUGAGUGAAGCUCGCCAGCCGCUGUUGAGGCAUGGUCCAGUUCGUGAGGCUCUGCUGACCUUGCUGGAUGCCUGUGGCUGCCCUGUGCCCAGUAGCCCAGCACUGGAUGAAGGCCUGGUGCUACUUCUCAGCCAGCUGUGUGUGUGUCUGGCCCGGGAGCCUUCAUUGCUCGAGCUCUUCCUGCAGCCACCUCCUGAGCCUGGAGCUGCCCCCCGUCUUCUCCUCUUUUCUCGCCUUGUCCCCUUCGUCCAUCGAGAGGGCACCCUGGGCCAGCAGGCCCGUGAUGCCCUACUCUUGCUCAUGGCUCUGUCAGCUGGGAGCCCCACUGUGGGCCGCUACAUCGCAGAUCACUCUUACUUCUGUCCGGUGCUGGCCACAGGGUUGAGUGCCCUGUACUCCUCGCUGCCUCGAAAGAUUGAGGUUCCAGGGGAUGAUUGGCACUGCCUGCGACGGGAGGACUGGCUGGGAGUGCCAGCCCUUGCACUCUUCAUGAGUUCCCUUGAGUUCUGCAAUGCAGUCAUUCAGGUGGCUCACCCUCUGGUACAGAAGCAAUUAGUUGAUUAUAUCCAUAAUGGAUUUCUGGUUCCUGUCAUGGGCCCUGCCCUGCACAAG
Manis javanica (Malayan pangolin) is the source of this 1822-nucleotide messenger RNA. NCBI's taxonomy places the organism in Eukaryota, Metazoa, Chordata, Mammalia, Pholidota, Manidae. The record is from RefSeq and is a predicted model, not a curated record.